GUAUUCUUGCAGCGGAACUCGUAAUAAUGACAUCAAUUCGACAAGUGAUAGUUUUUUUCGCUCUCCUUGGAUUUGCUCAAUUAGAUAAUGACUUAAACUUAGAUCCUCUAAUUUUGGGAGAUGAUUUAUCGGAUAUAUUAGAAUUAUCCGAUGGAGAAUCGGGGGAAGUUCCUGACAAUUGUACCGAUGUUCAGUGCCAAUACGGAGGAACUUGCUAUCCGUCUGAAAGUGGACAUAUUUGUAAAUGCGUAACAGGCUUCCAAGGUUCAGAUUGCUCUAAAAUGCUUGUUCCCGAUUUCUAUCCUUACGGAACUGCUGCAAGUGAUCUAACUUUCCAAGGGGAAGAUGAUGAUGCAACCAAAAGAGUAUGGGCAGAAAGAGGAUUUAUGCUUAAUUGUCAAAUCUAUAGAAGGCUAUUUGUUGGAUCAAAUGGAAUAUUAACAUUCAACAAACGUUACGUAACUCCGUAUCCUCAAGCCUUUCCUCUAUCUAAUAAAUCUAAAUUAGCUAUUAUAGCACCUUUCUGGGCUGAUACCGAGAGCAAUCCAUCCAUUAGGAAUAGCAGUCUCAUAUACUAUCAUAUUUAUCAUCAAGAUGAUCCUUUGUACGGAGCGUCGGAUGACACUACGACAGCAGUUAUCAAUAUGGUAAAAAAGGAUAUUCAAACUACUGUAGUCGAUCAGGGAGAUUUUCAACCGUCUCACGUAGCUGUUAUUACGUGGUACAAAAUGGUUCCAUGGCCCUUUUCGGAUUACUACCCUAAAGGAUCUUUUAAUACGUUCCAAGCCGUUUUAGCUACCGACACAAAAACGUAUCGAACUUAUUUAAUUAUAGCUUGGGGAAACAAUACUUGGGAUUCCAAUACUAAAAGAUCAUUUUCUAUUGGAUAUCAGGCGCCACCUGUAGAUGAUACUCAAUACGGAUUUUUUAAUCAUUGGGCGUCCGAACCAGGAAAUGAGCAAGCCUUUAAUCUUAAGAAUAUUUUUGGCAAUACAAACCUACCAGGAAAAUAUAUUAGAAGAGUUAGUAGUCCGGAUUGUGAAAGGACAUACGCGGAAUACGAGUGUAGGAAAUGGAGAGCUCGUUCAAGUCAAUUUAAAACUGAUUUAGACUUAGCUGAUUCGAUAUUAAGCCACUGCCCUUGUUCAAGGAUUCAAGCCAUCCUUGAUUUUCGAUUUAUUCGCGAUCCAGAUACUUCUAACUUGAAUGAAAAUGUUGAAUGCUACUUUACCGUAUUACCAGCCUUUUUCUCUGGCUCUAAAGUUAAUGGUGCUAAAAUAACUACUUCGCCUAUUAGACAUUGCUGCUAUAACUUGAAUAAACAAUGGAAUUCUAAUCUUCUUUCUGGAAGAAAUUACCUCAGCGGUUCUCUUUGGGCUUUUCAUCCCUAUGUUAGUACUAAUCUACACGAAGAAUGGGAUUUAUCAUCAAAAAGAUCGUGUUGUUUGGACGAGGAUCUAUGUAAAAUCUAUUACAAAAUUAGAAAGAAAAGCACUUGUAGACGGUACAGAUUUCCAUUCUGGAAUUGGAAUGUUGGAGACCCUCAUAUUAAAACAAUAGACGGUAAAUCGUUCGUAUUUAACGGUCUCGGAGAGUAUUGGAUGAUAAAGAAUGACAAUUUUAAAAUUCAAGUAAGAACCCUUAAAGCUUGGAAUAAUGAAAAGAAAGAAGUAGACGCUACAAUAUUUGGUGCCGUGGCUGUUCAAUACAAAGAUACUUCAAGAGUGACGGUUGUUCUAAAUGAGGAUAGACAAGAUAUAACAAUCUUUAUGAAUGAUGAUAGUGAAUUGGGUGCUAAUUCUUGGUGGAAUAACGCUGCUUUGACCGGAAUGUAUACUUAUCUUGGUGUUACUUUAUCAAAAGGAGCUGAUAAUUCUUUAAUAAUUGCUCUAAUGAAUGGAGCAUCCCUAUCGGUUAGGGUAAAAGCCUCUCAGUUAGAAUUUCAGACCUCUUUACCCGACACUCUAUUAAGUGAGAAUCUAAGUGGUCUCAUUGGAACUUUUGAUGGUAAUUCUAACAACGAAUUUACCUUACCAAACGGAACUGUUUUAGCUGAUAAUCUUGCGGAAAGAGAAGCUUUUGAAUACGGUAAAAGCUGGUCUGUACUCUCUUCCGAUUCAAUUCUGUACUACAACAAGAGUAAUAAUGAAGAUCAUUUGCUCUUCAAUAAAGAUAAAGAAACGUUUAUACCAGUUUUCUUUGAUGAAGUUUACAAAACAUUGUCUACAAAGGUAAAAGACGAAUUGACAGCUCAAUGCGGUGACAAUUAUCAAUGUCAAGUUGAUUACUAUCUAACAAACAACAUAGUGCUCGCCAACAAUACUAAAAAUUAUGUCAAAGAUUUAGUAAAAGACUCAAAUAGUCAAGCUAAUUCUCUUCCAGUUUUCGAUGACGAUGACGAUUCAAUUGAAUGGAAAGUUAUGGUUAACAACUCGUAUUAUUUGAAGAUAAACGCUUCGGAUAGGGAUAAUGACACUAUUACAUAUUUCAGUAGUGAACUACCCGAUGGGGCUAUUUUGAACAAAUCAACUGGUGAGAUAUUUUGGUCAGUUGUAAGUGACCAAUUUGACGGUGAUUUAAGGAUUACCGCUCAAGAUUCUAAAGGAGCUAAUUCUACUGAAUUGAUAAUUAAUAUUCAAUUAUGUAACUGUUCAAAUCAUGGCGAUUGCGAUUGGGACCGGGCUUUACCAGGUUUUAAUGCUUCGAGUUCGUUCUAUCAAACAUUCUGUAGAUGCGAUAGAGAGUAUGAGGGGGAUCACUGCGAAUUAGAUUACGACGGUUGUCAAGACGAUCCCUGUAUGUUAGUUAAAGGACAAACUUGCACUGAUCUACCAGCAGAUAUACAUAAAAUUAAUAAGAAAGGCUUCAACUGCAGUGAUUGUCCGCAAGGUUUUCAAGUACUCAUGAAAAAUACUGCAAAUGAAAAAGAAGGGAAAUGCGUCGACGUUGAUGAAUGCGCAAAUGAUACAUUAAAUACUUGUCAAUUUAAGGAUCAGUGUGUCAACUUGGACGGAUCAUUUGAGUGUAAUUGUCCUCAAUACUAUACUAAAAAUGCUUCAAAUUUAUGCGAAGACUUAGAUGAGUGUCAAUUGAAAAAGGAUAAAUGCCAGCAAAUUUGCGUUAAUCAAUCUCCUGGUUACAACUGUACUUGUGGGGCAAACUACACUCUAGAUGGCCAAUAUAACUGUUCAAUUCCAUUUUCUGCAGACAGCGAUACAUGCAAUGCUUUAAAUUGCGAUCAUUUCUGCAAUUUUACAAAUAGCCCUACAGUAUGCGCCUGUAGAAAUGGAUACAAACUAAACGCUAACGGAAAAACUUGUGAUGAUAUUAAUGAAUGUGAUGAAAAUUUACAUAAAUGCCAUUCAAAUGCUUCAUGCCAUAACACAAAUGACGGCUACAAUUGUAAAUGUAACGCUGGUUUUUCGUUAGGUAAAGAUGGAAUAACAUGUGAAACUUGCCCAAUUGGUACUUGGGGCGAGAAUUGCGCUUUUAUUUGUAGAUGUAAAAAUGCCCAGGAUUGCAACGUAGUUACUGGUUGUUCUGAUUGUCCUCCUGGCUAUACUGGUGGUUCUUGCGAUCAAGAUAUUGACGAGUGCGCCAACAAUAAAUUCAUAUGUGGCAAUGGAAAUUGUAACAACUUAAACGGAACUUACGAAUGUAUCUGUAACCCUGGCUACCAUUUUGCUUACGGAAAUUGUUCAAAAACAGACGAAUGUUUAGAAUAUGAAAAGAAACAAAAUAAAGUACCUUGCGAAAACGGUGGUCAUUGCAUAGACAAAUUAGACGACUUUGAAUGUAAUUGUACAGAAGGUUUUGAGGGAAAAAGAUGCGAAAAUGACAUAAACGUUUGUUUAACGAACAAACCUUGUCAAAACAACGGAAAUUGUACCGAUUUGGAGGGUUUAAAGUAUUCUUGUUCCUGUGCUAAAGGAUUUACUGGAGUUAAUUGCCAAUUCGAUAAUAUUAUCUACAGCAUUGACGGAACUCUAGGAGUAUUAAACUGGAAUUAUGAUCCAGAUUUAAAUGUGGUUGGUUCAUCCUUGUACAAAAAUCUUACUACAGAAGCCUAUAGAUCGCUUACGAAAUUCUUUGAAAAUUCUAUGGUACGGCAAAAUUUUAGAGGUGUCGAUUCAUUCCAAUUUAUUAAGGAUGGAGACUCGAUAAUUGUGAAAUAUAAACUUAAACUUAAUAAUGACUUGUCUGGAGAUAAGGCGCAAAAAGUUCGGGAUGAACUAGUUGCUUCCAUGGAACCUGGAAGAAAUGGCUCUAAAUAUUUGGGACUAUUACAGAUAGACCCAUUUUCGGUUUCCUUAUCAAAUUCUGGUUAUCAACAACCAACAACUAUACCACCAACAACGGAGCCUACCUCCAAUGAUGAUUGGAAGAUUAUAUUAGGGUCUGUCAUGGGAGUUGUUGGUAUUAUCCUGUCAGUUAUAGGAGUAGCACUAUGCUGCUACUAUUGCGGAUGUUUGGCCGCAUCGAGAGAUGACGAUUCAUCCGAAACAGACAGUUACAGACACUUUACUCAAGCACCAAUGACUAGGAAGAGACACUGGCAAGACGCACCGACUAUCAGUAGUAUUAGCAGCCGAGCAUCUCAGUCACAAAUGUCAACUUCUCAGGACGACACCGAUCCUGAUAAAUUUGUUAAUUGGAGCAUACUAAAGGGAUUCUCAAAGAGAAAUCCACCUUUACAUAGACAAAACAAACCCAAUACUUGGGUUUGGCUACCAGAGAGUGAUACCAGUUAA
Dimorphilus gyrociliatus is the source of this 4751-nucleotide messenger RNA. NCBI's taxonomy places the organism in Eukaryota, Metazoa, Annelida, Polychaeta, Dinophilidae. The record is from the annotation of a GenBank genome assembly.